AUGCAACCAGUCUUGCGAUUGUCCACUGGCCUUGGACCAUCUUGUCAUUUAUUAUUUUCAUUGAAUGCUCGCUCUUUCAACUCAUACACACCACUUUUUGCUCGAAAAUCCGCUGGGGAUAGUGCUAGCAACACUGGAAUUCCUAGCAUACCACUUACUGGUGAUCUAGAUGUAGAUGGACUUACUAGAUUUGAGAUAGAUUUUAUGGAAACUGCAGAUUGGGUAAAGACUUCCCUGCUUAAAAUGAAGCAUGCCAAAAAGGAUCUAGCUCAUCUGCACAAGCCAUUCGAACCUGCUACUCCUACCAAGCCCAUCUGUGUAAAAUACACUGAGAGAUACACAUACGACUUUACACGUCCACCACCUGUUAAUAAUGCCGUUGCAUUGCAAGUCAGAGUGGCAGACUUGGGUCUGACUCCUCCACAAAAACACAAGUUUUUGCUUCUUGCUGGAAAGGCAUACGAUCCUUAUAUGGAUUUGGUUUCCAUGGCCGAUUCCAAAGGACAGUCACAUUCCUUGUCUGAGGAUAUCGAUCGUGCUCUUUCUCUCAAACAGCUCAGUGGAUACAUGGACGAAAUGAUUGCAGCAGCCAAGGACACAACGGAUUCGUUUACUGAUGUGCCAGUGAAUCUCACCCAUGCAAAACGACCAAAAGGUGUUCGUCAGACUGCACGAAACCUUGAAUUUCCCACUACAUGGCUUAAGCAAACCUCAAAAACUGUUCAAGAGAAUUAA
Molecule: messenger RNA, 735 nt
Organism: Batrachochytrium dendrobatidis JAM81
Lineage: Eukaryota; Fungi; Chytridiomycota; Chytridiomycetes; Rhizophydiales
Exons: 3
Coding region: 1-735 (244 amino acids)
Biological process (GO): mitochondrial translation
Cellular component (GO): mitochondrial small ribosomal subunit
Molecular function (GO): structural constituent of ribosome
Source: RefSeq, a predicted model, not a curated record